UACAAAGAGCAUCCGAUUCAGCCCAAACAGAAACGGAAACAGGAUGGGUACAAACCGCCGACAGAGUCGAUGGCUACGUCUACGUCCAAUAAGAACGACUAUCCCGAACACCCAGCUCAAAAACGACAAAGCUUCAAACCGAAUGGAGAUGCUUUGAAAUCGGAUGAUCCGUUCGAUGGCUAUACUGGUUAUAACGAUACGUACAAAGAACAUCCGAUUCAACCGAAACAGCAAAGGAAACAGGAUGGGUAUCAACCUCCAACAGAAUCGAUGGCUACGUCAACGUCCAACAAGAACGACUUUCCCGAACACCCAGCUCAAAAACGGCAAAGCUUCAAACCGAAUGGAGAUGCUUUGAAAUCGGACGAUCCGUUCGAUGGCUAUACUGGUUACAAAGAUACGUACAAAGAGCAUCCGAUUCAGCCCAAACAGAAACGGAAACAGGAUGGGUACAAACCGCCGACAGAGUCAAUGGCUACGUCUACGUCCAACAAGAACGACUUUCCCGAACACCCAGCUCAAAAACGGCAAAGCUUCAAACCGAAUGGAGAUGCUUUGAAAUCGGAUGAUCCGUUCGAUGGCUAUACUGGUUAUAACGAUACGUACAAAGAACAUCCGAUUCAACCGAAACAGCAACGGAAGCGGGAUGGGUACCAACCACCGACGGAAUCGAUGGCUACUUCAACGUCUAAUAAGAACGACUAUCCCGAACACCAAGCACAAAAGCGACAAAGCUUCAAACCGAAUGGAGAUGCUUUGAAAUCGGAUGAUCCGUUCGAUGGCUAUACUGAUAGUUUCACCGAGGUCAAGCCCGCGCCUCGAUCCAGAAGAGAACAAGAACCAUAUGUGCCUUCUUCGGUAAAAUUCGAAGGUAUGUCUACAUUCAAAAGCGAUUUUAUUGGUCGCGAAGGAAAGAAGCGGGACAGUUACCGUCCUCCAAAAGUUGCGUUUCAAUCGAACGUUCCGUUUGAUGGCACCACUACAGCCUCGUGCGAUUUU
Lottia gigantea (owl limpet) is the source of this 999-nucleotide messenger RNA. RefSeq lists its product as hypothetical. The annotation marks the transcript as partial. Lineage: Eukaryota; Metazoa; Mollusca; Gastropoda; Lottiidae. Gene Ontology annotation, molecular function: microtubule binding. The transcript has 2 exons. The record is from RefSeq and is a predicted model, not a curated record. Gene Ontology annotation, biological process: microtubule anchoring. Gene Ontology annotation, cellular component: axonemal microtubule; ciliary basal body; sperm flagellum.